UCCCGCCCUCUCCAGAGUCGACUGAAGUUUCCGAGGAGCCUUCUCUAGCUGGGCUGGACACACCUUUCAAAAGACCCCAAAGCGUGCUCCUUGCACCUCAAAUGCUCCUUUCCCUUGAAUCUCCCUCCUGCCCCUCUCCCUGACUUCCCUCCUCCCAUAUACAAGAUUCAGCCUCUCCCCAAGGGGCUUGAGCAUCCUCGAGGUUUCCCACCCUUGACGGCUCCAUCCCCGGAUGGAGCCAGAGAAAUGUGGUGGGGGGGCCGGGGCCAGAGUUUCAACAUCGCCCCCCAGGAGGAGGAGCCAGAGAUGGGGCUCUCUGGACCAAAGUCUGUCCAGGGGAGUGGGAUGCCAGAGCCCAGGAGUCAUCAGCUUGGCAGCUGCCUGGCCUCUGGAUGCCUCCCAGGGGAGCAGAUCCUAGCAUGGGCCCCAGGGGUGAGGAAAGGGCUGGAACCUGAACUGCCUGGAACCCUGAUCUGCAGCAACCUGAGAGUCACCUUCCAGCCCUGUGGAUGGCAGCGGAGUGAGGAGACUCCCCUGAGCAGUGAGUAUGAUUUUUCCCUGGCCAACAUUGGGCGAUUAGAGGCUGUGAAUGGCCUGUCCCGAGUCCAGCUCCUCCGUCCCGGGUCCCUGCUUAAAUUUAUCCCUGAGGAGAUUCUGAUUCAUGGCCAAGACUUCCGGCUACUCAGAGUUGGUUUCGAGGCUGGAGGACUAGAGCCGCAGGCCUUUCAGGUGACCAUGGCCAUUGUCCAAGCCAGAGCUCAGAACCGUCAAGCCCAACAGUAUGCAGGGAUAACCCUGAGCAAGGCUGGCCAGAGUUCUGUUUCCAGAAAACCACCUAUUCCCCUCUUGGAGACAUCAGAAGACUGGGAGAUUGAGCGGAAAAAGCAGGGGGCCAGGGGCUGGAGGCUCAGCACUGUCAACGAGAGGUUCGACGUAGCCACCAGCCUCCCUCGUUACUUCUGGGUCCCUAAUCGAACUCUGGACAGUGAGGUCAGGAGAGCAUUUGGCCACUUCCAUCAGGGCCGUGGACCGCGCCUGUCCUGGCAUCACCCUGGGGGUAGUGAUCUUCUCCGCUGUGGCGGCUUCUAUACAGCCAGUGACCCCAACAAGGAGGAUAUCAGAGUAGUGGAGUCGAUGCUCCAGGCUGGGCAUUCAGACGUUGUCCUGGUAGACACUAUGGAUGAGCUCCCCAGUCUUGCAGAUGUCCAACUUGCCCACCUGAGGCUGAGGGCCCUCUGCCUGCCUGAUUCAUCUGUGGCUGAGGAUAAAUGGCUCUCAGCUCUGGAUGGAACACGAUGGUUGGACUACGUCAGGUCUUGUCUUCGAAAGGCCAGUGACAUCUCAGUCUUAGUGACAUCCAGGGUUCGCUCUGUAGUACUUCAAGAGCGCGGUGACCGUGAUUUCAAUGGCCUCCUCUCUUCACUCGUCCAGCUGCUUUCAGCCCCUGAAGCCCGAACACUGCUUGGCUUCCAAUCACUAGUGCAGCGAGAGUGGGUGGCAGCUGGACAUCCUUUCCUGACCCGACUUGGGGGAACUGGGGCCAGUGAAGAGGCCCCAGUGUUUCUCCUCUUCCUUGAUUGCGUCUGGCAGCUCCUCCAGCAGUCUCCAGCUGAGUUUGAAUUCUCUGAGUUCUUCCUUCUUGCUCUUCAUGACAGUGUCAGGGUUCCCGACACCCUUACAUUCUUGAGAGACACUCCCUGGGAGCGUGGAAAGCAGAAUAGACAGUUCAACACCUAUACACAAGUCUAUACUGCGGGGUACUCCCAGCCCCCAGCUGGGAACUCUGUUAACCCACAGCUAUCUGUCUGGGACUGGGACUUACGCUAUAGCAAGGAACAGAUACUACAAUUCCAUAAUCCUGGCUAUGACCCAGAACACUGCCCAGAUUCCUGGCUCCCUAGACAGCAGCCAAGCUUCAUGGUUCCUGGGCCCCCCAGUUCUCUGUGGCUCUUCUCUAGAGGGGCCCUGACCCCCCUGAAUCAGCUCUGUCCUUGGCGGGACAGUCCCUCCCUGCUGGCAGUCUCUUCCCGUUGGCUCCCUCGACCUGCUAUCUCCUCUGAAAGCCUGGCUGAUCAGGAGUGGGGGCUCCCCUCACAUUGGGGAGCUUGCCCUUUACCCCCGGGGCUGCUGCUGCCUGGAUAUCUGGGACCCCAAAUCAGGCUCUGGAGACGUUGCUACCUGAGGGGAAGGCCUGAGGUCCAGAUGGGACUCUCAGCUCCCACGAUCUCUGGCCUUCAGGCUGAGCUAGCCCAUCUUCAGGAGUUAGUAAGGAAAUGGACACCAAGAAUAUCUCCUGAGGAUCACUCCAAGAAAACAAAUCCAAAUACCGUUCUCUCCCAGUCCCAUUGAAAUUGCUGGCUUUCUCAUGGGCAGGGCAGAGGGUGGUCUGGGGUGAGGGAGAGUUUUGUCUAAUCCUUCCAUUUUUCUUACCUGGUCUUGCUGCCUCAGCUUUCACACACCAGCCCUUAAACAAGCUCACUGACUUGAGUUUCCAUUGCAGAUGGGUGGUGCUAACCUUAUCCAACUCUUACCCUGCCCUGCUUGGUUUAAAUAGUUUCCUGUGAUUUGAAGAAUUAAGAAACAAAAACAAACAAAACAAUCCAGAAUAAGAUCGCAUCUUUUUUUCAGGGCAAUGCCAUCCCUUUUGGAUGGAAAUUUUGGAUACUGAGCUGGUAAAUUGUGAGAUCAGAGAUACCAUAUAUCAGUGUCAACAAGAUGGCCUACAGACCUCCUACUCACCUCCUCUUGCUGCUCCUUUAAUUCCGAUUUCUACUUCUUCCUUUACAGUUUUCUAUGGGUAUGGGAGACACCCUGUCUCUUCCAAUUGUAUAUUUUUGUCGUGACAUUUCUAUUUAAGGAGUUCAUUAAAGCACAAUAUUUAUACAC
Balaenoptera musculus (blue whale) is the source of this 2886-nucleotide messenger RNA. RefSeq names its product myotubularin related protein 11 (gene MTMR11). NCBI's taxonomy places the organism in Eukaryota, Metazoa, Chordata, Mammalia, Artiodactyla, Balaenopteridae. The record is from RefSeq and is a predicted model, not a curated record. The transcript has 17 exons. Bases 247 to 2349 code for a protein of 700 amino acids.